Molecule: messenger RNA, 1895 nt
Organism: Cydia pomonella (codling moth)
Lineage: Eukaryota; Metazoa; Arthropoda; Insecta; Lepidoptera; Tortricidae
Exons: 5
Coding region: 14-748 (244 amino acids)
Source: RefSeq, a predicted model, not a curated record
UUUCAGUGUCACCAUGCCCGCCGCGAAGGACGCUGAUGAGAUAAAAAUGAGGAUCCUUUCCACCCUCAUACUGGGCGUUUUACUACCCCUAGCGGCGCGCGCCGACCAAUCGGAGCUCGAGUUGUCCGAGGGCCAGCCAAUCAGCGAGCAGCUAUUCGGCGAGGGAAAGAGGCAGAUAGAGACGCCGGAGGUGGUGCUGCAGUUGAAAUAUGAUCGUGGGGAACUGAAUAGGAUAUAUUUGGCGCAGUUUCGCAAGAACAAAGAACGCUGGGCGCCGUCAGUGCCUGCCACAGACAAUCUGUGUUCAGACCUGUGCCACUCAGGACUGGGCGGUCUUCCCUGCGGCGAAACAUGUGCAGACAUGAUACCAGUGGGCCUCAAGUCCCACCUGACGGAAGACCCACACGAAAACAUAACAGAUGCUGAAUAUGGCGAACCUCGUGUUGCUGUGUGUCCUACACUGUGCCAAUAUGGACUGGGUAACCCGCUGUGCGCAUGCGGCAGUGGGGAGUUGCCGGUAGCUUGGGACGUCGUCUGUGCUGCUUUCUGCUCCGACAAAUAUGAGCUCAGAGGUUGCCCAGCCUGCCCCACCGACUUCACGACUUCUACUUCAGCUGCAGCAAGCCGUUCUGUGGCAACUGCCCUUGUGCUGUCAACCACCGAGGGCUGGUCAGCGUGGUGCAACGUACAAUGUCGGCAGGGGCACGGCGGAGCCGCCUGCAACUGCGACCGGGCGCCCUUUCAAUAACCAGUAACCAAUAACUGUAACCAGUACCUAUAAGGAUAACAACUGACGCCAGCGUUAAAUACCUAGGUACAAUAACUUUCGCCAGGGUAGUGGCGACCAGUCGUAACCAACUGUAACCUGAAAUAAAAAUUACUAACAACUGUAACAUUCAAUACCUCUUGGUUCGAAAUCGUCUCUGAAAAUUAAUAGGUAUACGUAUGGGUUUAAAAAUCCUGUAUGUAAUGUCCCGCUUGCCCUUCUCAUCUGGCGCUCCGUGCAUGGCCCGCUUUGUCAGCUCAAACAUCAACGGAGUUCGCGUAUGGACUGUAACAUGACACCUUUUGUUCUCAACAACAAGGCUCAUCAGUCUGUUAAUCACGGAACCAAUUAUUUUAAUCGUUUGUUUUUAUUUUAAUUAAAUAUUGAUUGUAACGUUUAAGGUUGGUUGACCCAAAAUAUGCAAGCUUUACCUUUGUAUUAUUUAAGACCUUUUAAGAGAUUUCAAACCCUUGUGUUAAAUUAAAACAAAAUAGCCUACAUAAGGAGGACGUUUCAAACUUAUACGUUAUGUUGAUAACAUGCAAUUUUUUUUUUGGUGCUUUAUGAACAUAUGUGCAAUAUUUUUUAUUAGUAUAUUAUAUAUUUUAAAGAUAGAUAACGAUAACAGUAACUUUUUUAUUCUUUAUAUUAAGUACCAAACGAAAAACGUGCAUUGGAUCGAGGACCAUUUGUUUUUAUUUUCUUUUUUAUUAUAAAUGUUAAACAACUGUUUUAUUUCUAUUUUUAACAUAUUUAUUAUAUAUUUAUUUUACAAUUGAUGAAAAUGUAGAUAAGUAAGAACAUAAGCAACUAUAUUUUUCAUGAUCAGUAUUCGUUUAUAAUCAUUAAAAUGUAUUUAAUAAUCAAAAAAAUAAUUAAAAUGUAUUUAAUAAUCAUAUUAAAUCUAAAUUAAUCUUUUAAAACUGCAAUUUUAAUAAAUAUAAUCACUAGAGUAAGAAUAACACUAAGCAACAUUAUAUCAUUUAAUUGUAUGAUAAUAUAGAUCAAAAAUACUGUGUGAAAGACAAUAUAAAUUAAUAAUUAUAAAGAAUAACGUAGUAAUACGUUUAUUCAUAAUGUAACUUAGAUGUUGUGUUCUAACCAUUAUUUUAUUAAAUAUUUACUUUCA